AUGGCUCUCUCAAAGCUGGAAAGACUGGAAGUCAUAGAAGAAGAUUUUCUAUUGUGUAAGAUAUGUUCAUAUUCCUACACGGACCCACGCAUUCUUCCCUGCCUUCAUAGUUUUUGCAAAGAGUGUCUGGACCAGUGGACCACGAAAAACGAUGGAUUAUUUACGUGCCCAACUUGCUGUAAAAUGUGUCAACUUGAGGCUGGUGGAACCGACAGGCUUCCGUCUUCCAAUCUAUUAAUAGAUUCUCUUGUUAGUGUUGUACAGGAAAUUAGAAAUACUACCACACCAACAGGAAUAAGCAUGUCGUGUGCUUCAUGUGAGUCGAUGGUCGGUAAACGUAAGUGUGAGGAAUGCACAGUUGAUUUAUGUGGGGCAUGUAUUUCAAAACAUGCUGAUAAAGAUAAUUCAAAGUGCUCACGGUCUUUGUCACAUGAACUGCAGGAAGAACAACUCUUAUGUGCAUCAAGUAGUGAGUAUCGAAUAGAGGCGAGUUGCUCCAAACACCCAGACAACAACGUGGAAAUGUACUGUAUUACGUGUGAUAUUUCUAUAUGUAAGGAAUGCUCUCUUGUUGAACAUUGUGUUCCUGAACACCAACACAAAAAAUUGGGAGACGCUGUAGCCGAGAAGAAACAUCAGACUAGAGUUUCAUUAACAGCUCUGCGUGCUAAGACAAGGGUCAUUGAUCGAACUGAAAAGGCAGUAAAAAGUGAGCUGGACACACUUGCAAAACAUAAGGAAGAAGCUGAAAAAAAGAUCACGCAGCACUUUGAAUGCGUGAUCAGUCACGUGACGCAGAUGAAGGACAGAGCAUUGGAUUCAGUUGAUGAGAUUAGCCAGUCUACUGCUGAUUCGCUAAAUUCUCAACUUCGAAAACUCCAGGCAAGCAAUUCGCUAAUAAAGAAAACAUUAGACUUUUCUGAAAAACUGAUGCUAUAUUCAAGUCCUUCUCAAUAUCUCAUGGCACAGAGAACAAUUGAAGAUCGGCUAGAACAUUUACAGGAAAUAGAAAUAGAAAACACACCAAAACUAAGUGGUGAACUCCAGUUUCAAGAGGAUGAAUCUAUGAUGAAAUGUGGAUUUGGAGUGAUAAAAGGAACAACUGUUUCAGGGUCGAGAUCUGAAGUUAUGUUAUCACCUCUGUGGGACACACUGAGAGCAGGUGAAGGGACAAUGGUUAUGGUGGUAACUCGGGACAAAGAAGGUGAGACUGUGACAGCAUAUGGUGUUGUAAGAGCAGAGCUACUAAAUCCACAAGGGGCCAGAGAAAAUGUACCUGUUACUGACAGUGUUGGUGGCACUCACUCGCUAACUGUUCGAUUUUCAGAAGAGGGACAGUACAAUUUGAAAGUCUUUGUCGGUGAAGAAGAAGUUACAGGGUCCCCAUUUAGUUUGCAGAUACAUCCCCCAAGAGGAACUGUAAACAUAUUCGGCGGUGAAGGUACGGGGGCAGGAUUAUUCCAUUCACCAAAGGGGUUGGUAGUGGAUAACAAAGAUAGAGUUGUUGUUGUGGACAGAGACAACCAUAGAAUUCAAAUCCAGGACUGGGAGGGGCGUCACCAUGAUACUAUCGAAUUUUGUGAGUUUCCUAAGCAGUUUACACCAACAGAGAUUACAAUUUCCCCUGAUGACGACUAUUACGUGACAGACAUUGGGAAUCGUCAGAUUGUCGGAUUUAAAGAAGAUAGAGUGGUUGUCUCAACGUAUGGACAUGAUUUCAUCACAAAGCCAACUGGAAUUGCCUCGACUAAUGCCACUAUUUUAGUGACAGAAGCUACAAGAAAGGGUUGUUUGAAGAUUUUCCAGACAGACGAAGACGAUGUCAAAAGCAUCGGUAUCCAGAACAAACCUGCAUUUGUUAAGGUUGUAAACCAUAAUAAAAUAAUGAUCUCCGAUGCGAGUCAUCAUCGUAUCCAAGUGUUGAACAUGACAGGAGAUAUCAUAAAUUUGUUUGGAUCACGUGGUUCAGCAGAUGACCAGUUUAACAAUCCCCAAGGCCUGGACAUCGACAGAGAAGGCAACAUACUCAUAUGUGACUGCGAUAACAACAGGAUAAGUCUAUACAGCAGUGAAGGGACCUACCUUCGACAAGUAGUGACUAGUGGGACAGUCACCAAACCAUGUCGUAUUGCAGUUUCGAGGUGUGGACCACAGCGUAUCGCAGUAACGGAAUUCAACAAACACACAGUUAAAGUAAUCUACAUAUAG
Molecule: messenger RNA, 2208 nt
Organism: Saccoglossus kowalevskii
Lineage: Eukaryota; Metazoa; Hemichordata; Enteropneusta; Harrimaniidae
Product: E3 ubiquitin-protein ligase TRIM71-like
Molecular function (GO): zinc ion binding; protein binding
Source: RefSeq, a predicted model, not a curated record